Molecule: messenger RNA, 2377 nt
Organism: Leucoraja erinaceus (little skate)
Lineage: Eukaryota; Metazoa; Chordata; Chondrichthyes; Rajiformes; Rajidae
Product: polymeric immunoglobulin receptor-like
Exons: 7
Coding region: 839-2191 (450 amino acids)
Source: RefSeq, a predicted model, not a curated record
UAUGUUCAAACAGUCAUUUCUUUCUUUACACUGAAUUGUUCUGCAGUGCUGACACUUUGCUCGCGCUGCUGAAACAAGGUUCGAAUAUUCGUGUAGAUUCGUAUCUCUGAACCGCAUCUAGCGAGCAGCUCGUUGUAACACUGAUUGCUGAGCAGUGUUUGCAGAAGUCAUGGGUCAAUGGCGAAUGAAGACAGGAUUAAAUUGUUUUGCUGCAUCGUCGAUUCCUCUCUGCAGUGUUUUUAGUUGGGCAAGUAAACAGGAAAUAGUUCUGAACACAAGAUCAUUUACUGAGGGUCGCCAACGCUCAACUAACAUCAGUGGCGGACACAUCAUUGUGUUACACCGAUACCACAACCUGAAAGUAAAACACCCAGAACGGUAGCCCGCAGCAGAUGACAUGUUAUAUUAUCAUGCAAACAUUAAUUAAAUUAAUCAUCACAAACAGAUGUACAAAGUCAGCAAAUAAUAUUUUCAUGAACACAACUCUGCUAAUUUAUUAGCUCUGAAUUACAAUUGGGCAGGCCCAUAGAUAGAAAGGGUUUGGGGAGAUAUGGGUCAAACGUGGGCAAUUUUGACUAACCUAGAUAAGCAUCUUGGUCUAACACGUUGGGGAGAAGUGCCUGUCUCCGAGCUAUAUGUCUCUGUGACAAUCUGACCCAACCAUUUGUUAAAUAUAACCCUGAGCCUUUCACACUGUAACGUGUCGCGCUGCUGCUGGCUCGCUGUGGUUCACGAUCAGACUUCCUGAUCCUAUCUUCCUCGUUGAUAUUAGAGAGAUGCGGUUGUAUCUGAGAGCUCAGAGCUGAGCGACAGGCAGACAAGUGCUGGCCUUGUCACUAUGGAUAAAACAAUGUGGAUUCCCAUUCUUCUCAUCUCCUCGUUGCCGGUUUCAGGUGCAGUGUGGGGAAAGGCGUAUGUAAGAGGAGUUGUGGGAAGAGCGAUUACAAUCGAUUGUCACUAUGCACCAGAGUACCGCUCACACACAAAAUACUGGUGCCGUGUGCAGAGUCGCCAAUGUGCAGAUGUGGUGGAAACGAAUGGGCAACGCGGACGGAGUGGAAGAAUGUCAAUCACAGAUAUACCGGCACGAGGAAUAUUUACUUUGACUGUGGAGGAUCUUCAGAUUGGAGAUACAGGACGGUACAGAUGUGGAAUUAUUGCAAUGUUUCACGUACAUCUCAAAGUAUCUGACGAACCCGUGUCUGUUCCUGUGCUUGGAUUUCUGUCACCAGCCAAUGUCUCCUGUCUCGGGGACUCCGUGUCAGUGUCCUGUGAGUCGGUCAGUGGAUCACUGCCCAUUAGCUACACCUGGUAUGAAAAUACCCCAUCUUCGGUUGCCAAGAUCUCAGACAGCAAUGCCCUGGAUCUACAUUGUCAAUCCUGCAAACACCAGCAUCAUCAAUAUUAUUGCACAGCCUCAAAUAAACGUGGAUCAAAAUCCAGUGAAAUGGUCAACGUGUCCAUCUCCAGCAGUGGCGCGCCCUGCAGUUUUCUAGUGGAAAUCAAUGACACUGUUUCAGCUGCAGUGUGGGGAAAGGCGUAUGUAAGAGGAGUUGUGGGAAGAGCGAUUACAAUCGAUUGUCACUAUGCACCAGAGUGCCGCACACACACAAAAUACUGGUGCCGUGUGCAGAGUCGCCAAUGUGUAGAUGUGGUGGAAACGAAUGGGCAACGCGGACGGAGUGGAAGAGCGUCAAUCACAGAUAACCCGGCACGAGGAAUAUUUACUUUGACUGUGGAGGAUCUUCAGAUUGGAGAUACAGGACGGUACAGAUGUGGAAUUAUUGCAAUGUUUCACGUACAUCUCAAAGUAUCUGACGAACCCGUGUCUGUUCCUGUACUUGGAUUCCAGUCAUCGGGCAACGUCUCCUGUUUAGCGGGUUCAGCAUCAGUGUCCUGUGAGUCCCACGAGGGAUCUCUUCCCAUUGUAUACACAUGGUUUGAGAGGACCUCAUCUGAGGAUUCAAAGGUGUCAGAUACCAAUACAUUGGAUCUGCAUUGCCUGUCCUUGAAACCGCAACUACAUCAAUAUUACUGCGCAGCCUCAAAUACACAAGGAAAUAUAUUGAGUGAGGUUGUCAAUGUGGUCACCUCCAACCCUGACGGGACCUGCACCAUGGUCAUUGAGGUCAAUGGCAAAGUUACAUCUCAUGGAAAGUGGGGCGCUGGGUGCUCUUUCUCCUGCUUGUGAUCUGGAGGAUCUCAAUCGCGUUGUUCACAGGCGGCACUGAGAAACGCGAUGAAUUCAGAACCUCGACACACGGUCCACCAAUUACAAUGGAGACUCCUAGCUUGCACCAACAUCGAAGGAAUUCUGCACAGCAAUCAAAUAUAUAUCACCCAGCUUUGUCAAUUGCUAUCAAUUGAUCAGAAUAUA